AGUACUACGAUGCCGCUGGGGUCACUCAAACCCCCAGAACUGAGCCUCUACUUCAGUCAAUCCUCUUCGACCCCAAUCAUCAUUUGUCUAAGAUGGCAUACGUUUCUGGAGACGGAACAAUUCGUGAAACACAGCCAUGGAGCAUAACUCGAAUUUUCGGAUUCUUUUCUGGAAUAUUCUGGGCCGUUGGGAUGUUUUUCAACACAUUGAUCAGUCCUAAUACAACCAAAUAUGGAACUGGAUACACCAGAAAUUAUCGCCCUGGCUCUGGGGGCUCUGGUCCACCACCACCGCCUUCGAAAAAAUUCGGAGGCAUCAACACAAAAGGCAGUAUGAACAUGCCUGGGGGGUGUAGUAGCUGUAGAGGAGGCUGAAA
Molecule: messenger RNA, 376 nt
Organism: Fopius arisanus
Lineage: Eukaryota; Metazoa; Arthropoda; Insecta; Hymenoptera; Braconidae
Product: selenoprotein K
Exons: 4
Coding region: 93-374 (93 amino acids)
Biological process (GO): endoplasmic reticulum calcium ion homeostasis; calcium ion transport
Cellular component (GO): Golgi apparatus; endoplasmic reticulum membrane
Source: RefSeq, a predicted model, not a curated record